AGUUGUUUCUUCAGCUCAAUGAACUGAGCAGUGCGCGUGCGCGGGGACUGGGAGGCGUGUGAGCGUGUAUGUAAACUAGCAGCCUUUUCCACUUGGGGACCGACGUCUGUGUUUUAUGUGAAGAAAAAUCACACUAUACGGAUUGUAAACAUAAACAGCAGCAGCCCUGCCCCGACGCGCCCCAACCCCAAGCGGAGCCGUCAUGUGGCAGGAGGCCCGCAAACAUGAGCGCAAGCUGCGCGGGAUGAUGGUGGACUACAAGCGGCGUGGGGAGAGACGCAGAGAGUACUAUGAGAAAAUCAAAAAGGAUCCAGCCCAGUUCCUGCAGGUUCAUGGCCGGGCAUACAAAAUCCAUCUGGAUUCAGCUGUAGCCCUGGCAGCUGAGAGUCCCCUCAACAUGAUGCCUUGGCAAGGAGAUACCAGCAACAUGAUUGAUAGGUUUGAUGUCAGGGCACACCUGGACUACAUCCCCACCUAUACACCUCCUCUCCUGAACACUACCACCCCAGAGCAGGAAUCAGAAGAGAGGAAGUGCAGUUACGAGCGCUAUAGAGGUCUGGUGCAGAAUGACUUUGCGAACAUCUCCGAGGAACAGUGUCUGUACCAGAUCUAUGUGGAUGAACUCUACGGUGGCCUACAGAAACCAAAUGAGGAUGAGAAGAAAAAACUCGCUGAGAAGAAAGCUCAGAUCGGUUAUACAUACGAGGACACCACAGUGACUGAACCAGAUGAACAGAUGGAGAAAGGAAAUGAGGAUGACUCAGAAAACAGCGAGUCUGAGGAAGACGAAGUCAUCCCUGACAUCGAUGUUGAGGUGGAUGUAGAUGAACUGAACCCAGAGCAGGUGACGGAGAUUAACAAGAUGGCCACCACUUAUGGCAUGGCAGACGGGGACUUUGUAUGGAUGUUGAGGAAGGACAAGGAGGAAGUGGAGGCCAUUAAGCAUGCAAAGGCACUGGAGGCAGAGAAGGCCAUGUACUCUGGCCGGCGGUCUCGCAGACAGCGAAGAGAGUUUAGAGAGAAGUAUAUGAAAGGAAGGCAGAUCAGCCCACCCAGCUAUGCCAGAAGAGACAGUCCUACAUACGACCCCUACAAACGGCCAGAGUCAGACUCAAGUUCGGAGUCACGCUCUCGUUCUCGAACUCCAGGCAAAGAUAAGAUCACUUUCAUCACCAGUUUUGGGGGCAGUGAUGAUGAGGGAGCAUCAGCUACACAAGCCCCACCUGCGGCGGCGUCAAGCCACACCUCCUCCAACACCGCAGGUCAUAGCAGGGGCUCCCGCCGAAGACGUUCUUCCUCCAGUCACUCGUCCUUUUCCUCCCGCUCCUCUUCACAUCGGUCCUCACAUUCAUCCUCACGUUCCCGCCGGAGUCGUCGUUCUCGCGGGGGCAGGGACCGGGACAGCCGUUACUCCAGGUCUCGAUCUUGCUCUCGGCGGCGGUCUGACUCCCGUUCACGGCAACGCAGUGGAGGAGUUGGCUCAAGGAGACGAUACGACAGGACUAGGUCUCGUUCCACAGAUCGGGGUAGAGACAGAAACCGUGAAAGAGACAGAGACCGGGACAGGGGGAGGCGCUACACAGGCCACAGACGAACCAGGUCUCGCUCACGUUCUCAUUCAGGUGAUCGUUACCGGCGGCGGAGUCGUAGCUCAGCAUACAAGAGGGGCGGGAGCAUCAGUCAAAGCCCCUCCCACUCACCUGCAGCGAGCCGCAGCCUUUCCCCCUCCUCCCAUUCUGCUCCACCUACAUCUGCUUCUGCUGACAAACUGAGAAAGCCUGAAAAUCCGGGUGGUAAAGAGACUGGAGCUGCCAAACCCAAAAUGACGCCACAAGAGAAGCUCAAACUCCGAAUGCAGAAGGCUCUAAACAAGCAAUCCAAGGCGGAUAAGAAGGCAGCACAAGCCAAGAUCCAGCAACAAGAGCACAAGCGACAGGAACGAGAAGGAGUACUUCGUGCAAUGGCACGGAAAAUACGCAUGAAGGAACGGGAACGGCGGGAAAAAGAGAAAGAUGAAUGGGAGAGGCGCUACGGACGUCAGAGUCACUCGCCCUCCCCCAAUGCCAAAUACGGUCGAGACUACAGCUCAUCCAGGAGGAGAUCACGCUCAAGAUCACGGAGUCCUCAUUACCGGCACUGAAGCAUCUGCUGAUAAAACAGUCAGGCCUCAAGACGUCAAACAGAUGUUUAAGGAGUGAAUGGUGACCAUGAUGGCAAGAGUUUACAUAGAAUUUUGGGGAAAACCAUAUCAAUAAAAUCAAUUUCACUCACUUCUCUUUUACAUCUUCUAAAGCAAGGGUGUUAAACUCGGUUCCUGGAGGGCCACAGCACUGAACAGUUUAGAUAUAACCCUAAUUAAACAUCUGAUCCAGCUAAUAUAAUCAUUUAAGCUUAUUUGAAAACUACAUGGUAUGUGUGUUGGAGCAGGGUUGGAACUAAACUCUGCAGGGCUGCGGCCCUCCAGGAACUGAGUUUGACACCCCUGUAGUAAAGGAUGAAGUGGAAACAGUCAUUUCUAAAAUGUGAAAAUUAACAUGCUCUGAAAACACAUUUCGUCUGCCAUUCUUGAUGUUACGCCGCAGGGCUGCCAGGAAUGCUUUGAGCUGCUAGGAUUCUAAUAAGCUUUGCAGGUUAUUUUGAGUCAAUCUGUGGUGAAUUUUGUGACAUAAGAUUGGGAUGAAUCUUAUCCUUUCCCUCGUGUCUCUCACCCCCAUUAAAGAUUGAGUUCACCUAAAAAAAACUCUUAAUUCUGUCAUUUACUCACCCUCAUGUUGUUCCAAACACACAUGACUGACUUUAAGGAACCACGUCAUUCUGCCUAAUGUCUCCUUUUGUGUUCAAUGGAAGAAAAACAAGAUCAGCGAGGGUCACUAAAACUUGUUUUGCGGUUAUCCGUCUCUAUUAAUGACGAAUCUACACAUUUUACCUCAUCAUUGUAUAUAAUACAUUCAUUUAACAGUGAUGAAAUUUCUUUCACAGAAAAUGUAGAUUUUAAAUGCCAUAAUCUUUUUUACUUGGCAAUGUAAAUAUCUGGUGUUUUUUUUUUUUUUUUCUUGUAGUAGAAGCAGUCAUCAGUGAUUAUAGAUUUUGACAUUGAAAUAAAAACCUAAUCGUUGAUGAAAAUA
This is a messenger RNA of Cyprinus carpio (common carp), 3125 nucleotides long. Its product is annotated as CLK4-associating serine/arginine rich protein-like. The record is from RefSeq and is a predicted model, not a curated record. Lineage: Eukaryota; Metazoa; Chordata; Actinopteri; Cypriniformes; Cyprinidae.